Messenger RNA from Dromiciops gliroides (monito del monte), 1878 nucleotides. RefSeq names its product pleckstrin homology domain containing O2 (gene PLEKHO2). Bases 144 to 1841 code for a protein of 565 amino acids. The record is from RefSeq and is a predicted model, not a curated record. Gene Ontology annotation, biological process: macrophage apoptotic process. The transcript is spliced from 6 exons. Lineage: Eukaryota; Metazoa; Chordata; Mammalia; Microbiotheria; Microbiotheriidae.
AGUAGCCGCCGCCCGGCCGGGAUGGGGGCGAGCAGAGCCGUAGGGGCCCCGCGGCGGACGGGCUAGUGAUUCCCGGGGCGGAGCGGCAGGAGCGGGAGCCGCCCGCCCGUCCCUCCCCCCCUCGCCUCCCGCUCAGCCCGGCCAUGGAGGAGGAGGGCACGAAAGAGGGUGGUGAGAAGCUCCGGGGUGCCCAGAUGGCAGAUAAGGCUGGAUGGAUCAAGAAGAGCAGUGGGGGCCUCCUGGGACUUUGGAAAGACCGAUAUCUCCUGCUCUGCAAGGCACAACUUCUUGUCUAUGAGAACGAGGAUGAGCAGAAGUGCAUAGAGACUGUAGAACUGGGCAGCUAUGAGAAGUGCCAAGACUUGCGAGCUCUCUUAAAGAGGAAGCAUCGGUUUAUUUUGCUUCGAUCUCCUGGGAACAAGGUUCAUGACAUCAAAUUCCAGGCUCAGAAUGGGGAAGAGAAGGAGUCCUGGAUCAAAGCCCUCAAUGAAGGCAUCAACAAAGGCAAGAAUAAAGCCUUUGAUGAGGUUAAGGUAGACAAGAGCUGUGCCCUGGAACAUGUGACUCGGGAUCGGGUGAGAGGUGGGCAGCGGCGACGACCACCUACAAGAAUCCACCUGAAAGAGGUGGCCAGUGCUGCAUCAGACGGGUUGUUGAGGCUGGACCUUGAUGUUCCAGACAGUGGGCCCCCCUCUUUCAUUUCCAGCAACAACAUUAGCGAUUCCCCUCCUCGAGAGAAACCUCGACCACCCAUGCCUCCAACCAAACCCUCCCAGGACCCAGAGAAGCCAAAUUUGGAAGAUAUUGCUGAGAAGCCAGAGGCAGACGAGAGUCCCCCAGCUACUGCUCCUGAUAAUUCCCCAGACCAUCCGGAGGACCAGAGUGUGGCAGAAACAAGUGAAGAAGACUUGGAAACCUCGGCCCUGCCUGGGGGCAGUAAGGAGAACCUGACGGAAGGAAAUAAGAGUGGAGAAAAGGCUCUGGAGCUACCUCCCAAGGUUCAGCCUGACAAACUGAAAGUAAGCUGGGAAAAUCCAAGCCCAGAGCCUCCCACCCCUGUUGGCAAAGAAUCAGAUCAAUCUACAAGUUCAGAGACCGCUUCCAGGGAGGGAGGGAAGCCUCCAGCCCCUCCACCAAAGAUCCUGUCUGAGAAAUUGAAAGCAUCUAUGAGGCAGACCACCAGCCAAGACCAAUGCCAGGACUCCCAGGCUUCCAAGAGCCCUGACCCUGACCCAGGUUGUUCGCAAGUUUCAGUGAAUGGCGUGACCGACAGUGACAAUGGGAUCGAGCCCAUUGCAGAAUCGAGCCUGCAGAGAGCCACAGAGGAUAGCAGUGACCAGAAGACUCCCCUGAAGGAGGGGGACAAGGGCCAGCUAGCCUCUUUGGAGCCCAGCCCAGCCUCCUUGGAGGACGAGGGAGCCGAGGAGGGCUCAGGAGCAACCCUCCCGGAUGGACCCCCUGUUCUGUCACCCCUCCAGCCCCGAUGUGCCUCCCUAGGGAACCUGCUGUCGGAGAGCGACAAGGGUCAGCGUAUGCCCCUGGACAGGCACCAGCUGGUCAAGAUAGAGAAGAAGGUGACCUCCGAAAGGGAAAAGACUGAACAGCUCUUGAAUCAGGUCCUAGGCAGAGAGUUGGAGCACAACCAGGAGGGAAAUGGACCCCCGGCCAAUGCUGAGACAUUGCUCAACCAGGCAGUAGAGCAGCUGAGGCAAGCGACCCAAGUCUUGCAAGAAAUUAAAGUUUUAGGAGAACUGAACAAGGAACCACCGACCACCCUGAUAGAGAAGCAGAAAGAAAAGCAGAAGGACCUAGUGACUCUGUAUAGGAGAAGUGCUCCCUAGGGCAUGCUUAAGCACUUUUUUUUCUUCUCCCCCCCCC